UUUUGCAACCAUGUGAAUAUCCAGAACAUGAGCUGAGAAUAUUCACUACACAAGGAAUUGAGGAAUUCAAAACUAGAUUUGGAAACCUUGACGUGAUAGAAUUAUCAAGCACAGAUAACAUGAUGAAAGAAUUUGUCGACCACUUCAUUUGGUGUUUUGAGAUUUGUUUUGGGAAACAAAAAGUUAGGCCUAAACGAAACCGUCUCAAGGUCCCAAAAAUACCGUUCUCUGAGGAACUAUCAUUUGAGCUAGAAAACUUAAAAUCGCUCAAUUGGUUAAGAAAUUGCUUUCCUGGGAGCAAUAUCUUGAGUGAAGCAUAUGAACAGAACAAGAAAAUAGUCGAUAAAAAAAUUCAAGAAGAAAAGCAAAUAUACACAGCACAAAAGAUUAUAAACUCUAAUAACAAAACUAAAACUCUGUGGAAAAUGGUAAACAUCACACUCGGUAGAGAACAACGAAUGCAUGAGAAAAUCUCCCUUACAUUCAACAAUGAAAUAACCUCAGAUGAUAAACAAAUAUCAGAUAUUUUUGCAGCUCAUUUUUCUAAUUCCUUGAAAAACCAAAUCGAUGGCAUGAACCUACCAAAAAACUCAUGUACAACCAACGAUUUCUCACUCUCACACUCUAU
Leptinotarsa decemlineata (Colorado potato beetle) is the source of this 628-nucleotide messenger RNA. RefSeq lists its product as uncharacterized. The record is from RefSeq and is a predicted model, not a curated record. NCBI's taxonomy places the organism in Eukaryota, Metazoa, Arthropoda, Insecta, Coleoptera, Chrysomelidae.